Messenger RNA from Morone saxatilis (striped sea-bass), 2959 nucleotides. RefSeq lists its product as uncharacterized. Bases 46 to 2760 code for a protein of 904 amino acids. The transcript is spliced from 21 exons. NCBI's taxonomy places the organism in Eukaryota, Metazoa, Chordata, Actinopteri, Moronidae. The record is from RefSeq and is a predicted model, not a curated record.
CAAAAACAAGGACUCUGAGGUUACUGGUCUCCCAUCUCUUGUGCCAUGGGUUGUUUAGUUGAACUGGGGUGGUUUAUUCUCCUGAUAGCAGUUUUAAAUACAGAGGCUCAAAACAAGCCCCCUAUAAAUAUCCAGUCAAAAUGCCUGGGGAACGUCAUGCGUGUGGAUGUUGGUCCACUUGGAAGUAGUCUUCUUGAAGUCGCUGCUGUUUUAAAUUACUCUGCCAUCCUUCUUACACCAAGCUUGGCUUCUCAGUGUGGCUUCAAUGUGAAGACAGACCAGUUCGGGAAUGCCAUGAUUUAUGCCUCCCUUCAAAACUGUUUUGCUCAAAAUGUGGAUGAUAAAGCAUUUACAACAACACUCAAUCUUCGACUGUAUGGGAACCGGAUGGUUGGAGACGAGCAGUACCAGGUGUCUGAAACCUGCCAGUACACUCCCUGGGCCUCAAGGGAAAUUGUCUGUGACCACAACUUCAUGGAGGUGUCUGUGAAAAGGGCAGCUCAGCAUGAUUAUGCGCUGCCUGAACAUCCCAUCCCAGGAGAUAAUUCAAACUUUGGUGAUCCUCGACGAGCUGCUGAGCCCAUAAAUGCAGAAUUCAUGAAGACAACGCUCGUCUUCUUUCCUGAGGAGAAGAUUAUGAAGGUGGCCAAAGCCCAGAGAAGUGGUUAUUGGAUAGCAAGCACUGCUUCAAGGCUGGUUCUGAGAAGUCCAAAGACUUCACCUGAGACGUACCCCCAGAAUGUAGCAGGAAUAGCCAUGACUGUGCUCAGAACCUCGGUAAUAUUUGAAAAGAAGUGGCUGGCAACUGAAAUCCAUGCAGCAGUGGCCUGCCCAACACUGGAGGGUAGCCUUUUCUUCACUGAAAACACAAUCCAGUGGUUCCUGCCCAGGCACAUCGACCCUCUGGUUUCCUCUGACCAGUUCAAACUGUUGGAGGUGCACAUGGGAGUCGAUGGCCAGAGGCUCGACGCUGCUGAAAUGGCUGCCAGACAAUACACUCUGUUGGUUGAUGACAUUUACAUUGUCGUUGAAAUUCCUGUUGGUGCUGUCGGUGGCUACUUUAAGAGCUACAUACAGAAUGAUCAGUACCUCACUACUUACACGAUUGAGCCGAUGCUCGAGUUGCGGUGGACUGAAGAAUACAGUCAUGAGGACACGAGAUACAAAGUCCUCUUUCCCAUCACGACACCGUUACAGUUUCGACCUCUGCAAGUUUUUGAUGACACUGUUCUCAAGGAGCGGAUAUUUAAAGUGCUGCUCGGGCCCUUCGGUUCUGAUGUGGCACUAAUCAACUUCACCUUCCCCUCUGAGGUUUUGUCUGUGGCGGACUGCAUUGCCAGAGGCUUUAACGUCCUGGAGCACAUGCCCCCUAACAGCAGUUCCAAGGUCUUCACACUUGAAGUGCCUUUCACGGACCGCGUUGUACUACAAAUGAAAGAAAUGGGGAUGACGGUGUACUCUCUUCACGUGACCUUCGGUUUGCUGGUCCUGCCAGAGUUUGCUCCAUUUUCUCUCACUGCUUCUCUGGAAGCUAAGCUGGUAGACAUGCUUCCUCCCUCUGUUUCUGGUAGCUGCGACCAUCAAAACUUCUAUAUUCUUGUGAAAUACGGGAGUCACAACUUGAACUUUCAGACCAUAGUGGGAAAACGACUGUUGAACGCAGAUCUGGCUCAGGAAUGCAGCGUAAUGGAUAAUGGAACCCACAUUAGUGUUGUAGUGCCGUUUUCAUCCCCCAAUGUCGCAUUUGAGGCUAUUGAGUCGUCGUCCAUCAGGAGCAGACUUGAUGUGGUUUUGAGGAAUCCGGAAACUAACUCAAAUAUCAAAGAAUUCUCCCUGGCUUGCAAUUUCUACUCAACGCUGAUUGAGUGUUUUCCUAAUGGCACCAUGACAGCCCUGGCUGUGAAACUGGAGUCAGUCCCCAGUCUGAACCCCAGUCAGCUGACCCUCAGAGACCCCACCUGUGUUCCCGCCUACAGCGACGACCACUAUGCUUAUUUUGUCUUCACUGGGAGCUCUUGUGGGACAACUAGAAAGUUUCUGCCCAAUAUGAUGCUGUAUGAAAAUGAAAUCUCUCUGCCAGAUGAACUUGGAAUGAGUAUGCAAUCCACAUCGGACAAGCCAGUGUAUGAGUUAAAGGUUUUUUGUUACUAUGACAUAAACAAAACCCAUGCAGUGGCGUUCCACACCAGACCUCGCAGGAGUGAACCAUACGCUGAAAAUGCAAAAGGCGAGCUGCAAAUUGCAAUGAGACUCUCUUUGGAUGACUCCUACACAGUGUUUCACAGCGUUGAGGAUUAUCCCAUAGCAAAGUACCUACAACAGCCGGUGUAUUUUGAGGUGGAACUGAUGAGGUCUACAAACCCCCAAGUAUCCCUGGAGCUGGAGAACUGCUGGGCAACGCACUACGGCGACAGGACAUCCCAACCAAGAUGGAACCUCAUCAUUAAUGGCUGUGUAAACCCAGUGGACCCACACCAGGUGAUCUUCCAUCCUGUUUGGGCUGAUGCCAGAGUUCAGUAUCCGUCUCACUUCAAGCGCUUCGAGGUCCCGAUGUUUGCAUUCGCUGAAGACGAAGAUAAUUUGAGUCGGGAGCUCUUUGUCCACUGUGAUGUGGUGAUCUGUGAUGCCAGAAAUCCACUGGGUAGAGCUUGUAAUAGACAGUGUUCAAACCUGGACAACAAGAUAAAAGGUCAAAGACGUGCUGUUUCAGAUGGUCACAAUUUCAAACAUGUGUCAUCAGGACCAAUUCUCAUAAAUUAAUGGAAAAGUUCGUUUUUUUUUUUAAACUUCAGCUUUGAGUUGUUUUCUUGGCAAUGUGCUGGAAAUGGCAAUAUGUAGACUUGACUCAAAUAAUGGUGACUUACAAGUUGUUUUAAACUGAAAUGUUUUCUAUGGUUCAAAUGACUUCAGCUGAGACCUCUAACCUUUAAAAACUCGUUGUUACAUUAAGUGUUAACUG